Messenger RNA from Ornithodoros turicata, 999 nucleotides. RefSeq lists its product as uncharacterized. The transcript is spliced from 8 exons. Gene Ontology annotation, cellular component: HAUS complex; cytosol. Gene Ontology annotation, biological process: centrosome cycle; spindle assembly. NCBI's taxonomy places the organism in Eukaryota, Metazoa, Arthropoda, Arachnida, Ixodida, Argasidae. The coding region runs from base 17 to 979 and encodes 320 amino acids. The record is from RefSeq and is a predicted model, not a curated record.
AAGUUGAGUUCAUGCCAUGCGCGCUCCGUGGUUCACGUGGUGCACGCGCACGGUUCACGCGCAUAGUAGAACGCGAAAUAUAGAAGCAGAAGUAAGGAAAAACAAGGGAAUAAAUCAGUUAAAUCAGGAGCGGAACUCCAAAAUGGAAAAUCACUCGGAUGGAAUUACAUCAUCACCAGUAGAAAAAUCCAAAGCUUUAGAAGAGUGGUUAUUCAGCUUACUUGGUGAUGAUGUGCAAGUGUAUGAGAACGACGAGACUUCAAUCAGGGUGCUUUCCAAGUUGAUGGAAAUGAACAAAGAGCGGGACCGUGAAGCUAAAGAAGAAAUUUUACGUAAUAAAGAAGUGACAAAUGUGGUCAACCAAGAAGUGGAUGUACUCUCUGGCCAUCUGUCUUCUGCGGGUAUUAAGCCUUCAUAUUUGCCAAGAAGCUUGCGUUGCCAUCUUCAAGCUCUAGGGAGCGUUGCAUGCCUUGGAAGCAGCAAUGAUGUGUCACUUGAAAGCUGCCGCUCGACUGUAACAGAAUUGCAGCAGCAAAUGUCUGAAAUUCGUGACCUUGUAGAUGCUAAAACGAAAGAAGUAAGCGACUUACGAGAAAGACUAGGGGCACAAGGAAAGAAGUUACAAGCUGUAGCAGACUCCGCACCUUGCAAGUACAAGGAAUUUGAGGCCAGGCAGCAGCAGCACAUGAAAAAUAUGCGCUUUUAUCACGCCAAGCAACUGGAAUAUGAGAAGAAACGUGAUCGUCUACAUAAAAGAGAAGUUGAUGGAGCGUUCACCCAUGAAGAAAUAGUUGCUUGUCAUCGUAACUUGGAAGAUCUUCUUAGGGAACAGGAAGCUCUUCAAGAACAAUUGAAGCACUAUCACGGUUUGCAGCCUGAUGAAGCAACCAUAUUACACAUGCUUGAGCAGAAAAGGAUUGAACGAGACACCUUGGAGAAGGAACUGCAAGGGAAAAUUUCUCUGGACGUUGUGGAAUAAACCUUUACUUCUCUGCCAUA